Molecule: messenger RNA, 3366 nt
Organism: Paramecium tetraurelia
Lineage: Eukaryota; Ciliophora; Oligohymenophorea; Peniculida; Parameciidae
Exons: 5
Molecular function (GO): protein binding
Source: RefSeq, a predicted model, not a curated record
AUGUCUAUAAUUAUUUCUAAUUCGAAACAAUAAAGAAAACUCCCAUUACUUAAGGAUUAUACAAAGUAAAAGAAAGAGAUGUUGAAAACAUUUUUUACAACCAAAACUAGCAGAUCUGAAUCAAGAUCAAAGUAAACUCAUGAGGUUUUUAAAGAGGAAAAGUCCUAUUAUUUUGAUGAUAGCAUAAAGCAACAAAAGAAGGCUAUUUAUCUAUCAUAAAAGCUUAUUAGAAUAACUCCCCGCAUCUUUCCUGCAAAGACUGAUCCUUAAAUUAACCAGAGUGAAGAGAUAAGUGAAGAUAGUUCUGAGAAAUCAAAUAGUAGUGUCGAUGCUUUUGAUCUAGACAAACACAAGGAGCAUGUUAAAAAUAAAUUAAAUAAAAUUAACGAAGAAUCAUAUUUUGGGUUCUUGAAGAACUAAAACAAAUUGAGAGACGUAGCUUAGCAUUUCAUAAACGAAGAGGGAAUGAAUCCGAUUUACUAUUUUUGUGUUCAUGACAGUUUGUUUCCCAAAAGAAUUGACUUAACAAAUUGCUUGGUUGAUAAAAAAGAGAUGAAUUUCACCAAUUUAGGCAUAGGUUCUAAAUAUUAUCCAAUUUUGACUACCUUAUUGAAAUAAUAAAAGAGUUAGAGAAUUAAAUAACUAUUUUUAAGUGAUAACAACUUAAAGGACUCAGAAUUAGGUAUGAUUGUCGACUGCAUACCUCUUUCUUUAAAAGAAUUAAAAAUUUCAAAUAAUAAAUUAGGUAAAGGAGGAGCCGUGCUUCUUGAAAAAUUAAUCACAACUCAUAAAAGGUAUCUAUUCUUAUUGUUUUAUAGCAUCAAAUACAUAAAUGUUGCCAAUAACACUUUAGGAGAUUAAGGAAUUUAAAUAUUAUUAAAUGCUUUGAUGAAAAAUAACUCAGUUACUAGAUUGAACCUAUCAGAAAAUGGUUUAACCGAUUCUAUUUCAAAAACUUUGUAUAACUUCUUAGUGAGUAAUAAAACAGUGGAAGUCUUAAUGUUAAAUUGGAAUUACUUGGGAUCCAUAUCUGGCUAAUCUAUUGCAAAAGGAUUGGCCAAUAAUAAAUCAUUAAAAGUGAUAGACUUAAGUUAUAAUCACUUGGGAUAGAAUAAUUGCAUGAUCUAUUGGAGUGAGAUCAUUUCAAAUCCAAAGAUGUCACUUAUACAUAUUGAUCUAUCAUAUAAUCAAUUUAGCGAAUAAUAAUUAAGAAUCUUGAAUGAUGCUUUGAAAAAAAACAAUUAGAUCUAUGGAUUGCAUAUUGAAGGGAACAAAUGUGCUGCAUAUGUAGAUCCUAAUGGAUUCAUUCAAUUUGCUAAUAAUGGAUCACAAUUUUAAGGAAAUCCUUUCAGAUUAUAAUAAAAGAAGUAUGAAAUAGAUGGUGUAAAUUUUAUACCUGAAUUAAAUGAUGGAUUGUUAGGUAGUGAUUGUUGCUGGAUUUGCUAAGGGUGGAUGGAGUUUAAAUUUAAUUACACUCCAGAUGAUUUUAACGGUGAUGUGCCAAUCUUUCUCCAUCUUGAUUUUUUAGAUUAUAAACCAAUUCCAAUGACAUCGAGCUUAGAAUUAAAGGAAUAGAUGAAAUAAUAAAGAAAAAGCAAAUCUGUUGAGCAACCAUAAUUAACAACUGGCGAAAUAAUUUAUCAAUUAAAGUAAGUAAUAAAUGAUGAUAAAAAAAUAACUAUGGCUGCAAUCCAAGAAGCUUAUGACAUGGAAACAAAGGAUGAAGUUGUGGAUGAAAGAUUAUUAGAUGAUCUUGAUUAAUUUUAUUAUACUACCUAUUAGAUGUGUCCACCUAAAAGAAGGAUCCUGUACUUCUUUAGUAAUCCAAUGUCUGAGGACUAUUUUAUAGAUAAAAAUUCAUUAAGUAUGUAAUCCCCCCCUGAUGAUUUAAUAUUGCAAGGCAAGGAUACUAAAUUUCAAUAUCAUUAAUUUGCAGAUGGAACUAAGGUUAAAUUUAAGAAGAUUAAUUAAAUUAAUUAUUUAUUGUCUAAACAGGAAUACGUAAUAGACGAUAAAAACGAUUAUAAACCAUUGGUUAAAAUAUUUCCUCGAUCUGCUCAAAAAAAAUACAUUUUGAGGAAAUUUGCAAAUAAUUCAAUCAGAAAGAAAGUUAAUAUAAUAUUUUGGAUUAAGGAAGAUUCAUCUUUUAAAUAAUUUUAGAGCGAUAAUGAUAAUUUAUUGGACAGCUGUUUAGAUUUUGAUUGGUAAUGUAGUAAGAUUACUAGAUUUGUUAGAAAUGAGUAUGAAAGAACUAAGAUGAAAGAAUAUUUCAGACAACAAUAUUAAUUAUUAAAAGAUGUAUAUAAGUACCUUUCAAGUUUUGGACAUUAACCUCCUUAAUUUGAUAUGUUUUGCAUAUAAUAUCCCUAAUUCUAAAAGUUAGUAUAAUAAGUAGGAUUAGUUGAUGGAGUUGACUUGAAAAUCUAGGAUGUAGAGAGCAAUUUAAUUUCAAUAAAGAAUAAUGUAGACAAUAAAUUCAUAUACAAUCCAGAUUAAGCUCUGAUUAGAUACUAAUUCAUAGAGAGUCUUUACAGAUUGGCUCUUGAUAAAUAUGUAAGGACAAAUACUGUCAAGAAUGCAGCUGAUGCAGUAUAUCGAUUAUUAAAGGAAUUCAAGCCUUACUUCAAUAAUUUUGAUUCCACUCAGGAUUGGAGACAGAAGAGAUUGUGGAAUAAGGAGUGUGACACUUUAAUAACAUUCAAGAUGGGAUUCUUGAAGAAACUAUAUGAUUAUGCUACAGAUAUCAGCAACAGAAGAUGGUAUUUUAAAUUAAAAUGGAUUUCCAUUAAAGAAUUUAAAGAGUUUUGUAAACAGAUUGGAUUGAAUGAAUAUUUGAAUGAUAAAUAGCAAGUCAUAAUCUACAAUUUCUCUAUGAUGUCAUAGGUGGAUGAACUUAAUUAAGAUAGAAAUGUUAGAAUGUCUCUCAUAGAAUUUAUAGAGUCACUAGGGAGAAUGGCAGAAAGAAUAAGUCCAGCUCCAAUUGGGGAGAGAGUGUCGGAAUGGACAUAUGAGUAAAGAACCACCUUGCCUUUGCAUGUGAAAUUAGAGUCAUUGCUAACAUAUAUUUAUAUUAUAGUUAAUAAAAAAGGAGCCUUUGAGUCCUUUAAUGAUGUGUUUGGAGAUGAAUAAUAAUAGAAAGUUCAAUUCAUGCCAGCUCCAGAAUCUGUAAUAAAUGAUGAAGAGUAUUCCAAUACCAUAGAAACUUUAACUACUUAUAAUACAUUGUCUUAUAUGAAUCUCCAUAAACAACCAUACCUAAAUCCAGAUUAUGUACAUUUCUUGCAAAAUCCGGUGCCCAAUCAGCCAAAAUUUCAUGGUCCUCUUUUGGUUAGAAGAUUUUCAAGAGCAGAUAGGAAAAAUAAAUGA